AUGACUGAAAUCGAAAAGAAUGAGAUAAAUAAUCAGUCUUCUACCGCAGAGACCAAAGAAAAUCAUCCUACGGAAGAGCCUGCACUUAAUGACUCGACAAAUUUAGACCAAGUGCAAACUGCCGUGCAGCCCAAAGAAACGCUUACCAGAAGAAGGGGCUUGCUACCAUACCUUGUCCUUGUAUCAGCACCGGCUAAUUCCAAAGAGGUGGACCGCAGACUGAAAUUUGGUGUUACUUUAAUUGUUUCCUUAGCAGGAAUAGCGGCCCCUUUGGGCAGUACGAUACUUAUGCCUGUCCUCAAAGACAUUGCCCAGGAUCUCAACACAACCGCCGCUAUCGUCAAUUUAUCCGUUGCCUUCUACUCGCUCGCAGUUGCAUUCACGCCGCUAUGGUGGUCGUACUUUUCAGAACAAUACGGUCGCAGAGCUAUAUACUUGAUAUCCUUUCUAUUACUAGCUGUUUUCAAUGUCUUGGCUGCAGUAAGCGUCAAUAUCGGCAUGUUUAUCGCAAUGCGUCUAUUGGCUGGCGGAGCCUGUGCCUCUGUUCAAGCUGUCGGUGCCGGAACCAUAGCUGAUAUAUGGGAGGUCCGUGAAAGAGGGAAGGCUAUGGGUAUAUUCUACCUUGGGCCAAUCCUCGGACCACUGAUUGCCCCAGUAAUUGGGGGUGCGGUGGCUAUCAAAUGGAGCUGGCGUAGCACCCAAUGGGUUAUGGUCAUCUACGGGUUCCUGGUCUUCAUCCUUGUCAUCUUCCUGCUCCCAGAAACGUCUUAUAUACAAAAACAACAGAAGGAAAAAGAAAACACCGAACCAGAAAAUGGAAAAGCCGCUUGGAAGUCACGGCUUUUAAGUGCAGGAAAUGUGGCUAUUUCCCCGGUUAAAGUGGCUUGUCUGUUACGCUUCAUGCCUAUUCUGAUUACCGUGUUCUACACUAGUAUCACAUUCGCUGGGUACUAUAUUGUGAAUAUUACGGUUCAGAAGGUUUUUUCUUCUCCACCAUACGGCUUUUCACCUUUGAUUGUGGGCUUAACCUAUAUCCCUAGCGCUUUAGGCAGUAUUCUCGGCGCAAUAUUUGGUGGUAGAUGGACAGACCAUAUCAUGAAACGAGAAGCCAGCAAAGCCGGGCGGUAUGAUGAAAAUGGAAACAUUAAAUUCCGCCCAGAUGACCGCAUCAUGGAAAAUGUGUUGAUUUCAGCCCUGCUAUAUCCUGCUGCAAUGCUCUGGUUUGGAUGGACAGCGGACAAGCAUGUCUUUUGGUUUGUGUUGUGCCUAGCAACAUUCUUCUACGGGUUUGGAAUGAUGCUGAUAUCCAAUGUCAUGACUACGAUGCUUACCGAGUUCGUGCCAAAACGAUCCAGUACAGGGGUAGCGGUUAACAACCUCUUUCGAAACUCAUUGGCAUGUGUAGCACUUGUGAUUGCUGAUCCGCUGAGUAAUGCUAUCGGCACAGGGUGGUUGUUGACAUUAACUGCCUUCAUCUGCUGGCUUAGUUGUCUAGUGCUGAUUCCGAUGAAAUACAAAGCGGACAAAUGGAGUAAAGAGAUGGCGGAAAAAAUUCCCCAGCUUUCAAUUUGA
This is a messenger RNA of Talaromyces proteolyticus, 1572 nucleotides long. RefSeq names its product MFS transporter. Lineage: Eukaryota; Fungi; Ascomycota; Eurotiomycetes; Eurotiales; Trichocomaceae. Bases 1 to 1572 code for a protein of 523 amino acids. Gene Ontology annotation, biological process: transmembrane transport; intracellular polyamine homeostasis. The record is from RefSeq and is a predicted model, not a curated record. Gene Ontology annotation, molecular function: polyamine transmembrane transporter activity. The transcript is spliced from 3 exons.